CCAUUCCUUUGUGUGUCGAGCGAUCAUUUUAUAAGCCGCUCAGCCGCGGGAGAGCACGCUACACCAGUUGGAUUUUAUUAAAAAUAUUUUAAGUAAUAACUAUAUAAAAUGAGGGAAAUAGUGCAUUUACAAGCCGGGCAGUGUGGUAACCAGAUUGGCGCUAAAUUCUGGGAGAUCAUAUCAGAGGAGCACGGCAUCGACCCGACUGGCGUGUACCGCGGCACCAGCGAUCUGCAGCUGGAAAGGAUAUCCGUAUACUACAAUGAGGCCUCUGGUAAAUAUCACAUUGCUUACAAAGUUAUCGAUCAAUAUCGAUGGAUAUCAAGUUAUCUAUACUAUUAUAAUAAAGCGUAAACACACACUUCUUUGUUGCCUAAGAUGUCAG
Molecule: messenger RNA, 385 nt
Organism: Papilio polytes (common Mormon)
Lineage: Eukaryota; Metazoa; Arthropoda; Insecta; Lepidoptera; Papilionidae
Product: tubulin beta-4B chain-like
Exons: 2
Coding region: 109-354 (81 amino acids)
Biological process (GO): microtubule cytoskeleton organization; mitotic cell cycle
Cellular component (GO): microtubule; cytoplasm
Molecular function (GO): structural constituent of cytoskeleton; GTP binding
Source: RefSeq, a predicted model, not a curated record